Messenger RNA from Penicillium mononematosum, 807 nucleotides. Its product is annotated as DUF2985 domain-containing protein. Bases 1 to 807 code for a protein of 268 amino acids. The transcript has 3 exons. The record is from RefSeq and is a predicted model, not a curated record. NCBI's taxonomy places the organism in Eukaryota, Fungi, Ascomycota, Eurotiomycetes, Eurotiales, Aspergillaceae.
AUGAGCGAGAGAUUGAUGCCGAAUAUUGACGAGAUGGAAGUCGACAGUACUAGCAUCGCUAAAUUAUCGUUAUCCGAUAGCCAGAUGACUGUUUCCCACAACAUGGUCGAGACUAUUCCCAAGGCCUCAUGGCAAGCAAAGGCCCAUGCCUUCAUUCGGUGGAUGUGUACACCAUUGGGAGCUUGCAUUACAAUUUAUGCGCCCGCAAUGUGUCAUCCAAGUUGCGAUAGCCUUGACUCAUCACGGCGCAUUUGGAUUGAGAUUGAUUCCCAAAUACUGAAUGCCUUAUUCUGUGUCACUGGAUUUGGGUUAGCACCGUGGCGUAUCCGUGACCUUUACCAAUGGUUCUUCUGGCGAUUGGGCUGGUCGGAAGCUAGCCGACGGAAAGGGUUCACCCGCCUGGCGGAGAUUCAUAAGAACUGGUUCCUGAAAUCUCAAGAGUCAAGUGUGCUUCCUAUCAACACGCAGCACAAGUACCCAGCGGCUGAACAGGCCACGCCCACCCCGUUGUGGAAAAUGGAUGUUGUAGUGUGGGGCAAUAUCCUCAAUACAGUCUUUCAGGUUUGCUUGGCUGUUUGCAUGUGGGCAAUGAAUCGUUUUGAGCGGCCUAGUUGGACAACUGGUCUCUUUGUCGGUCUUGCUUGUGUUGUUGCCGGUGUUGCUGGUAUUUUGAUGUGGUUGGAGAAGAAACGCGUGAAGAAAGCUAGCGAGCAUCCCGGUGCUCUUCUUUUGAUCCCUCGGGCUACGCACCCAAUUAUACCAGGGGGAAAGAGCGGUGAUUAUACCUCUAUAAAGCCGGAAUUAUGA